Molecule: messenger RNA, 1774 nt
Organism: Cydia splendana
Lineage: Eukaryota; Metazoa; Arthropoda; Insecta; Lepidoptera; Tortricidae
Product: phospholipase A1-like
Exons: 5
Coding region: 48-1169 (373 amino acids)
Biological process (GO): lipid catabolic process
Molecular function (GO): lipase activity
Source: RefSeq, a predicted model, not a curated record
GCGCGAGAUAACGUGUAGCUGUGUACAUAGAAGUGCGUGUUUUGGAAAUGGAAUCUUCAGUUAAAUUAUUAUUGCACAUUUGGACCGUAUUACAGUUAAUGUGUGUUUACAACACAAAAAAUAUCAAUGAAGAUGAAACGUCGAUGGUUGGUGUUAACUCUUAUGGAGGAUAUAAUCAUACCGCCAAAACCUACCCUGGUUACGGAACGGAGUGGGUUUACCUCCCAGACGGAGAUGGCGUACCUCACUUCGUUAAUUUGAUCAACACGACUGAUCGGAGACCGUUACGUGUUGGUCAAACUAUGUAUAUUCAAUACAGAUUAUACAUCAGGGGAUUAUCCAACUACAUACAACUAAACGCAUCAGCACAACAACCUAACCGUAGAAACAUUACCAGACUGUUGUCUAACAAACCUGUAAAAUUGGUAACACACGGCUGGAUGGCAUCUGCUGAAGACGGCGUGGUGAUGAACCCCAAGAAUGCUUACUUGAAAAAUAAAGAUGUGGCAGUAAUAGCAGUCGACUGGAGUGAUACGGCGAAGGACUAUAACUAUCUGUUAGUAGCGAAGAGCAUAGGAGAAGUAGGGGCACGUGUUGGACAAUUUUUAGAUGUGUUCUGCGAACUGUAUAAUAUUUCCGGCGACAGAUUGCAUUUAAUCGGACACAGCCUAGGAGCACAUCUGAUGGGUAUUGCUGCGUCGAAAACUAAUGUGACAGUAGGAAGAGUAACCGGCCUUGAUCCAGCACGACCUCUCUUCGAGUAUCCAAAUAUACUGAAAUCGUUGUCCCUGACCUCAUCAGUUGCGGUGUUUGUGGACGUGAUACACACGUGUGGUGGAGCCCUGGGCCUCCAAGAUAACAGUGGCCAUGCUGAUUAUUACCUCAACGGCGGUAAAUCACCUCAACCUGGUUGUGACAGUGGUGACAUUCCAGAGCCAUGUAGUCAUUCGAGAGCCCACAUCUAUUUUUCGGAAUCCAUUGAUAAUCCUACUGGUUUUCCUGCUUGCCGAAGCAAUAAUUGGACGGAAUAUUUAAAUAGCACUGAAUGUAAACAGCAGACAUAUAUGGGAGAGAAUGCCGAACGAAAUUCAAAAGGGCAGUAUUACUUAAAAACAAAUGCAAUAGCACCCUUCGCUACUAAUAAUCAAAACUCUGUGAGAUGUAAAUAAAGACAUUCUUAGACAUCGCGAGCUUGUUUCCAAGAACAAAUUCUUUAAAGAAUACAAUUAUCGAACCUACAAAAUGAAAAUGUAAUCAGAAUCAUUUAUUUAUUGUAUCCAUGGUAUUUACAAAGGUGUUUAGAAAAGUUUAAUUAAGUACCGUAGACCGGGGUAACUUUGGAAAAUUUGGGGUUACUUUGAUAGAUUUAAAACGGUCAUAGAAUUACCAUUAUUCAUUAUUUACUGAAAAUGUUCCUGUAACUAGUUAGAUUACUAUAUAUUCAUAUUCACCUACUGUAAAAAAUCUCGAUAAAUAUAUAUUAUGGCUUAAAAACUAGAAUUUUAAAGUCGCCCCUGCAUUUGAAAGUCACCCCGGUCAAUGGUACAGCAUGGACCCUACAAGGGCGUGGCAACAUAUUAUACGUACAUAGGGUACAACAUACUUUGCUAUGGCACAUAAUAAGUAGGAUUAUAAUACAAACAGAAAAAAAAAUUAAACAUUCAAAUAUAGCUUUACGUCAGUAGAGAAGAGCGGCAAGUUUAAAAAAGUACCUACCACUGUAUACUGUACCUAAAUGCCUAAAUUUCUAUUACUUAAAAUUCGCACCAUACGC